Molecule: messenger RNA, 588 nt
Organism: Cryptococcus amylolentus CBS 6039
Lineage: Eukaryota; Fungi; Basidiomycota; Tremellomycetes; Tremellales; Cryptococcaceae
Exons: 4
Coding region: 1-588 (195 amino acids)
Source: RefSeq, a predicted model, not a curated record
AUGUCGCUGAACAACGUCAAGCUCACACAAGAUGGUCAGCCUGAUAUAGCUGAAUCCGGCGAGACGUUUACAACAGGCCCGCAUGCUGUGGAGAUCCAUCUCGUCUUGCCCCCGAGCUUUGGCUCCUCAGACCACAGCCACGACAACAGCAGCAGCAAGGGGAAGAGGAAGGGGAAGAAGAGGGUGUUGAAAGCGGAGAAGGGGAGAGUCUAUUGGGUAGCAGACCAGCAGAUCGAUUGGCGAGAGGAUCAAGAAGGCAGUUUGCCGAUGAAUUCGUUGAUGAUUCCUUUCACAAAUCUCUACUCCCAAACGUACUCCAAAGUCCUCUUCGCCCCCUCCACCCUCACCCUCGCCUACCUCCCCGGGCACUACCCCGCCGGCGUAGCGCUCUUCCCGCCUCUCGCGCCCGCCCCGCCAGACUUUGGACGGCUGAUCGAAGCUGUCAUCAAGAGUAAAGAUAAGGGGGUGUUGAUGGCGAUUAAGGAGGGGGUUGAAGUGGGGAAGGAGGAGAGUAUAAGGGGGGAGAGGAUUGGGGAGAGUUUGAGGGCGGUGAGGGAGGAGGGGUGGGGGGUUAGGAAUGGGCCUUAG